Molecule: messenger RNA, 3197 nt
Organism: Panonychus citri (citrus red mite)
Lineage: Eukaryota; Metazoa; Arthropoda; Arachnida; Trombidiformes; Tetranychidae
Product: homeobox protein unplugged-like
Exons: 1
Coding region: 611-2473 (620 amino acids)
Biological process (GO): cell differentiation; regulation of transcription by RNA polymerase II
Cellular component (GO): nucleus
Molecular function (GO): DNA-binding transcription factor activity, RNA polymerase II-specific; RNA polymerase II cis-regulatory region sequence-specific DNA binding
Source: RefSeq, a predicted model, not a curated record
UCCUUUUUUCUAAUCGACAUUUGUCUUCCUUUCGUCAUCUCUUCUUUUCUCUCACGAAUUCUAUUCUCAUUAUGUUCACUAUUCUCAUCAUCUGAUAGUUCAAGAGGAGGAGAAAAUACUCACUCAUAGUACUCACUCCUCCCACCUCUCACUCCAACAUCUUACACCAGUGGUUUUUUACUCUUUGUUACAUCUUCAUCUUUAUCCUCCUCCUUAUCCUCUCUCUCUCUCCCUCUCUCUCUUUCUCUCUCAUCCUCUUCGUCAUCUUGAUACUUCAAUCGCUUUCCUCUCUGUCCACUUGGCGAUUAUCUUCAAACAAUAAUAAUUCUGAUUCUUAGUUAAAGUGCUAACUCUCAAAGUCGGCACUCACCAUUAACAAGAUACUCUCAUCAUAUAACAUAAAACUUUUUUCUACAUAGAAUUUCAAUCUAAACUGUUAACCAUAUUAAAUAUACUUCUCACUUUACCAUCUCAAUUAGUUAAAAUCAUGAAAUAAUUAUCGUUGUCGAUUUGAAUUCUUAUUAUUAUUUUAAUUUCGAGUUAACAAUUUGUAUUGUUUAUCAUUUAACUUUCUUUCCUUACGCGACAACAUUUUAAUUGAUAAACGAUAAUGUCUGUCGACAGUAUUGAUGAAAAUGGUUCAAGUGCCAAAGUUUCAAUUGGUUUCAGUGUCUCAGAUAUUUUAAAGUUACCUUCAAAUAAACAGAAAACUAAUUGUUCCAACGAUAUAUCAACAUCAUCAUCACCAAUAUCAUCGACAACAACAACAACAACAACAACAUCACCAACCCUUGGAAAAGUUAAAUCAUCAUCUUCAUCCGAUGAAAAUUGUGAUUCAUCUGAGAAAAUUAACCAAUCAACUAAUCCGUUAAACGAGAUUACAAUUAAAUCAGAGGAUUCAUCUUCUUCCUCCUCAUCAUCUCCAAUCAACGGUGAAUCAAAUAAUGAUAAUAAUAUUAAUUCAUCGCCAAUCAAAUUAACCAACACAACCAAUCACUUCAAUUCACCGUUAUAUUAUUACGAUAAUCCUUAUGAUCGUGAUCGUCUUAUUGAAGUAUCAAGUAACCUCAAGAAUAGUUUAAUUUUGGGUCAUCAUCAUCAUCAUGUUGUUCAUCAUCCUCUUCCUCCUCAUUUACCUCUUCCACCUCUACCAGGAUUAGCGAGUUCUCAUCCACCACCACCACCACUACCACCUCCUCCUCAACCCUCUCAAUCCUCAACAAUACCAACAACAACACCAACAGUUCCUCAUCAUUCGGGAAUCUCUCUCUCCGAGCCAGUUGAUUUGGGCAAAUUUAGAUUGUCUUCUCAACAAUCAGGCCAAAUUUCACCUUCCGGAUUAACUAAAGAUUCAACUCAAUUAUCCCCAAUCUCAACUUCUUCCGGUCAAAGUCCUGAAACAAUUAAAACCCAUCAUCAUAAUCUUCAUCAUCAUCAUCAUCUUGCUAACCUUCAAUCUCAUCCAUUGCAUCAUUUCACAUCAACAUUAAAUAGUUACACCAAUGGACAAUCACCAAAUAAAUUAUUAUCUUCAUCUUUAUUGUCUAAUCAUGAUCACCAUCAUCAACCACCUUCCCAUCAUAAUCAUCAUCAACAACAGCAAAGGCAACAAGCAAGUUCACCUGAAAGUCUAAUUGAUGCUUCUGACAAUUCAAAUCUAUCAAUUGACUCACAUUCAGAUGAGAUGUCAACACCUCGACAAACCGAGAGUCGUGAUCACCAUGAUUUUGAUCGUGAUUGUGAUUACGUUAAUAAAUUAUCAUCAGGUGAAAGUGACCAUCACCAUAAUCACCAUCAUCGGCACCAUUCAACCAAUAUAAAUGGUGACCAUCAACCCUCAUCAAAUACUGGACCCUCGGGAGUAUCUAGGGGAACCAAAAAGCGAAAACGUCGAGUUUUAUUCUCAAAAAAUCAAACCUACGAAUUGGAGAAACGAUUUUGUCAACAGCGAUAUUUAUCAGCUCAAGAGCGUGAGAUUUUAGCGUCUACUAUACGACUUACGCCGACUCAAGUAAAAAUUUGGUUCCAAAAUCAUCGUUACAAAACGAAAAGAGCUCGACAAGAAAAGGGUCUAGAUGUUAAUCCACUUCCAUCUCCUCGUCGAGUGGCCAUUCCAGUUUUAGUUCGAGACGGUAAACCAUGUCCGACCUCUUCUUCAACAGGAUCGGGUUCGGGAUCAUCUUCAACAUCGUCAUCAAUGAAAAACGAUAUUUCUCGUUGUAAUUCAUUCACCCAUUUAGGAAUCGGUGGCAGUGCAAAUGGUGGGACACUUCACGGAAUCGGUGGUAUUCCCAGUUCGGUGGGUCUUGUUUCUAGCGCAAAUACAUUAACCUCGGCAAACUUUUCGCCCUUAGCUGCUUCUCUGAAAGCGGGCUCAUUUAUCAACCCAUUCAGUGUGAAUAUCAUGUCAGCUGCCGCAGCCGCUGCCGCUGCGGCCUCAGGUCAUCCACUCAUCCACCAUUCAUGGUUCUAGCAAUAUGAUUAACACCCACCAAUUAACAAUCAUCAUGGUACAAUUGAUCAGAGUGAAAUUUGCAUUUCUGGUUGCGUUUUAAUUUACCAUAAAAAGAAAAAGCCUCUUCUUUCAUCAUAUCAUUUCAACAACAGAUUAAAACGAAUCAAAUUUGAAAUCAAAUGGAAUAUAAAUUCAUAUCAUCAUCAUCAUAAUCUUAAUCGAAAUUCCCCUUGUGUAUUGAUUUAAUUUCUUCUGAAAUUGUCUCAUGGUUUCUUCAUUCGCCUCGAAAGUAUAACGUUAUUCAGUAUGUUCAAUAUCCUCUUCGUUAAUCAAGGCAUCAUCAUCAUCGUCAUCUCACCUUUAGGGAAUCGUGCCUUAAUUGUUCAUCAUAUUAAUUCAAUUAACCAUUAACACCAUCAUCAAGCAUAUUGAAUCAGUUACUAUGAGAAUCAAUUAUAUUUGAUUUUUGUUAAUCUAUUCAACGGUUUUCCCGGUCAUUAAUUUCCCACUUUAAUCAUAUUCUGAAUCCUUUAACCUCCUUCAUCCUCAUCAAUUUGUAUUAUAAAUCUAAGUUUGAAUGGAGAUCUCUCUCUCUCUCUCUCUCCCUCACUCUCUCCCUCUCUUUCUUUGUCUCUGUCUAUCAUUUCCUCUAGUCAAUUAUUCAAAAUAUUGUCACAAUUAAUUCAGUUUGUAAAGAAACAAAAAAACAAAGACAGAAAAUAAAUCAACAAUCAACAAAUCA